Messenger RNA from Penaeus monodon (black tiger shrimp), 919 nucleotides. RefSeq names its product short stature homeobox protein 2-like. The transcript is spliced from 3 exons. The record is from RefSeq and is a predicted model, not a curated record. The coding region runs from base 159 to 485 and encodes 108 amino acids. NCBI's taxonomy places the organism in Eukaryota, Metazoa, Arthropoda, Malacostraca, Decapoda, Penaeidae.
GUAGCCACUCCUCCUGAGACUAGCAGAUUGUUUAUACCUUCUGGCCAGUAACCGUGUUGUCCCAAAAAGUUCAGUUGAGCCACUACGGCAUUCCGUUUCCUCAGUAACUGACGUGGUACGCAUGCGCGAACCUCGUUGAGCUGGCCUAAAAAUUGAAGAUGGACUACGUGGCGCUUGCAGCGGGAACAACGGUCAUGGUCCUUGUAGGCUUAAUUGCCAUGAUGUUGUGCAUAGCCUACAAGCCGUGGAGUCUUGCGACCCAAGCCGGAGGGCCAUCCGAAGCUGUACCUCUGUCUGACGGAGGAGCAGCAGGCGGCGAUGGAGGCGGAGGCGGAGGCGAAGGUGGCGGCGGCGGCGGCGAUGACGGAGGUGGUGAUGGAGGUGAUGAGGAUAAGAGAGGCCGAUCGAGGCACCUCCAGCCCCGAAGCCCAAACCCGACGCCCAGCAGGUCUUCUCCUAGGAGCACUUCAGGGAGGAGAAGAUGAAAGCUCUUCCGACUUAGCGUGUAACCCAGUAUCAAGGCAAGAGUCGUGAACUGUCGAUUUCGUUUUCUUUCAUGGAAGAACCUGUUGUGAAAGGGAUCUUGCCACACAAUUGUAUGUCCUUGUUGACUGUUUUUGAAAAAAUGCAAGAGUUUAUUAAAUAAUGUACAAUGCGUACAUAUUGAAUAGUCAUAGGAACUGCGGCAAAAUAAGUUCAUGCAUUAGUUCAGUGUAAUUAAAAGGCCUACAGACAAAUUAAGGCAACAAGAUAAAACUAGUUAGAUUUUUUCAAUAUUACUGUUCAUGCAUUUUCCUCCAAUGUUAAGAAUGGACUUUAAUCUGUUUUUUUUUUUAUCCAUAAUAGGCAAGUUUCAAUUUCUUGUAAUCAGCAAAUAUCUAUGAUAGCGACCCAUCCUCAAUAAAGGAUGUAAAUUAUU